Dendrobium catenatum is the source of this 1291-nucleotide messenger RNA. RefSeq names its product (S)-2-hydroxy-acid oxidase GLO1. NCBI's taxonomy places the organism in Eukaryota, Viridiplantae, Streptophyta, Magnoliopsida, Asparagales, Orchidaceae. Gene Ontology annotation, molecular function: FMN binding; oxidoreductase activity. The record is from RefSeq and is a predicted model, not a curated record. The transcript has 12 exons. Gene Ontology annotation, cellular component: peroxisome. The coding region runs from base 185 to 1291 and encodes 368 amino acids.
AGUAGCCCUCCUUGUCUCCAUUUGAGUGAUAACCCUUUCAUCUCUCUCUCUCUCUCUCUCUCUCUCUCUCUCUCUCUCUCUUUCCUCUUCUAAUCUCCAACUACGACAUCACAUUUCUUGAUUUGUCAAUCCUGGGGCAUUUAUUCCUGCUUGCAGGAGCCACUUAGGAGAUUUUACUGCGAGUAUGGAGAUAACUAAUGUUUCCGAGUACGAUAUCAUCGCCAAGCAGAAGUUGCCAAAGAUGGUUUAUGACUACUAUGCUUCUGGUGCAGAGGAUCAGUGGACGCUAAAAGAGAACAUGGAAGCAUUUUCUAGAAUACUGUUUCGGCCCCGUAUACUUAUUGAUGUAUCAAGAAUUGAUUUGACCACUACUGUCCUGGGAUUCAAAAUCUCUAUGCCCAUCAUGAUUGCUCCAACUGCUAUGCAGAAAAUGGCUCACCCAGAAGGAGAAUAUGCAACCGCAAGGGCAGCAUCAGCAGCUGGCACUAUUAUGACGUUGUCAUCGUGGGCUACAUCGAGUGUCGAAGAGGUUGCUUCAACUGGGCCUGGAGUUCGUUUUUUCCAGCUUUAUGUCUACAAAGACAGGAAUGUAGUUGCACAGCUUGUUAGGAGAGCUGAGAGGGCUGGCUUCAAGGCCAUAGCCCUUACGGUGGAUACUCCUAGACUUGGCCGUAGGGAAGCUGAUAUCAAGAACAGGUUUACAUUACCUCCAUUCUUGACCCUUAAGAACUUUGAGGGCUUGGACCUUGGGAAGAUGGAGAAGUCUGAUGAUUCUGGCCUAGCAUCAUAUGUUGCUGGUCAAAUUGACCGGUCUCUGAGCUGGAAGGAUGUGAAGUGGUUGCAGUCAAUCACUUCCUUGCCCAUUCUUGUUAAAGGAGUUCUAACUGCUGAAGAUGCAAGUCUUGCUGUCCAAAACGGAGCAACUGGUAUCAUAGUAUCCAACCAUGGAGCACGCCAACUAGAUUAUGUUCCUGCAACUAUCACUGCGCUUGAAGAAGUUGUCAAAGCUGCUCGGGGUCGAAUUCCUGUGUUCUUAGAUGGCGGUGUUCGCCGCGGUACUGAUGUCUUCAAAGCACUAGCUUUGGGAGCCUCCGGUGUUUUUAUAGGAAGGCCUGUGGUAUUCUCAUUGGCUGCUGAGGGAGAAGCAGGAGUAAGAAAGGUGCUGCAGAUGCUCAGAGAUGAGUUUGAACUUACCAUGGCUUUAAGUGGCUGCACCUCUUUGAAAGAAAUCACUCGAAAUCAUAUCAUUACACCAUCUGAGACAAAAUACCCCAUUUCGGCCAGGUUAUAA